AUGUUUCGCUCUGCUGAUGACGCUGGUGAUCCACUUCGACAGUCCCACCGGCUAAGCGGAAAACCUUCUUUGGGGGGACUACGAGCUGGUGAAACUCCUUCCACAGACCAAGAUCCCUGCAGCUGGGAGCUCGUAGUUGGUCUCUUGGGCUGGCUGGUCCAUGGACCGUGGCACGAGGAAGCGAGUGUGCAACUGCAAGCAAGCAGCCGCCAACUUCUCUGGCGAAAUUCCUGGCCAAAAUCCCAAUCCUUACAGGUGGUGGCAUCUCCGCUCCUCGCCAACCAUAUACUUUUCAUGCGGGAAAUCCGAAACGCUGGGUGCUGGGUUGGUUGCGACUAA
Messenger RNA from Paracoccidioides brasiliensis Pb18, 339 nucleotides. RefSeq lists its product as uncharacterized. The coding region runs from base 1 to 339 and encodes 112 amino acids. The record is from RefSeq and is a predicted model, not a curated record. The transcript has a single exon.